AAUCGCACGCGGCUAUGCGCGGGAAACGCUGCGCGUCAGUCGUAUCUGAAAAGCGCGCGCGCGCAGACGCACGCUGCCAGUUUUAGGUUAGGAUUGGCGCGGUUUUCGUCCAUCCGCCAGGUGCGAUCGACGUCUGCGCCCCCGCUCUAACAACCGCGUGUUCUAUCCUGCCUCUCGCUCCCUACCUGCGCAGGCGCAACAGCUGUUUUCUCGGGAGAUUAGUCAGAUGUUUCUCGCGAACCAGUCGGAGUUCACCUGACGUUAGUAGUGCUGAUAUGGCGGCUGGAGGAAGGACGCCCAAACAGAGAAGGACUGAGAUGUCAGCAGGAAUGGCUCUGAGAAGAAGGCGAGGAAGCUGCAAGUGCUUAUUUGGUGCGCCAGAUCGAGAUGAGACAAAACUCUUAAUGGCAGAACAAUACGCCAGAGAGAGGAAACGAUUCAUCAGAAGAUUCAACUUUGAUAUAGAAACACAAUGCGCGUACAAAGCAGCUAAAUUAGAUUCACCAGUGAAAUUUUGUGAGGAAGAUAAAGAAAACGCCGACAGUCCAGUGCGGUCGGCGGCGGCUGUUUUGAGUUGUGUUGCUAAUACGGACUUGAGGGUUAUGGGGUCUCCUUCACGAAGGAGUUCCGGCAGCAAUAGCAUUUCACCCAGGACUCCUAGGACGCCACGGACGCCUAGGGCUGCGAGAACCCCUCGCACGCCGCGCACCCCCGCAUCUAGAAGACAGCUGCAAAUGACAGAUUACUGGACAGCAAAGAAGCAUACAGACGGAGCCAGUAGCGACAAAGAAAACUAAGAAAAUAUAACUUUGUUACUUAUUUAAUUUGUAGAUGUUAGUUAAUGCAAGGAUGGAAGAGGAAGGAAGAGUUCUUCCUGAUAAUCAUGUAGUCAUUGAUUCAAAUGUAAUAUUUUUUUUAUGACAAACUUAAUAUUAAUAAUCCUGUUUUAAAAGUCUUCUACUUUUAUUCUAAUUUGCUGUUUUAAGCUAUUUUUGGAAUAACUAUAUGAUGCAUAGAAAAUAAUUUUCAUAUGAAAAUUAUUACCAAAUUUUUCGUUUAUAUUUCAAAAAUAUAGAAAACCUGAUUUUUCAAUUACCAGACCUAUAAACAUGUUUACUUUCCAUUUAAUAAAACAGUAUUUUUAACUAUUUUUAUUAAAUUACACCAUAUAGUAGAAUUUCAUAAGUAGGUACUACGAAUAUUAAUACCUAAUUUGUGGUCUGCCAUCUUGAGGGACGUUGGGAAAAGUAACCUCCAUUCUAUGGACACGAAUCUUCUCAAAUUUCUGUGUCCAUUAGGAGAUAAUAUUUCCUGUUGUUCGCUAGAGAGUAGACAACAGGAAUAGAUAAACACAGAUUUGACUGACGAUUGGAAAAUCAUGGUAUCGAAAUUAAUUAUUAUCUUAUUCUAAUAAUUUGCUUCAUCUUCGUUCGAAUAUAAAGUCACUUGUAAAAGUUACUUUUGAUCUCAUGUAAAAAAAUCGACCAAAUGAAAAUGUUUGCAAAACGAGCUACCUAGUAUAACCGUAGCCAUAUAACUUUAAAAUGUAUUUUGGAAUUCAAAAUGUUUAGAGGCUACAAAAUUUCACACAUUGCAAAAUUCCCUACGAAUUUGUUACCUAUGUCUUCGUAGGGUCUUUCGACAACUUUUAGGCAAAAAUAUGUUUCGAUAAUUUUUAGAUAGGUAAAUUUCUCCAAAGGAGUAAUUUUUUAUUCAAUUUUGGGUACGGGUGCUUUUUGUAUAGAAAAUUUACGAUAUUUGUAAAUGUGGAAUGUAUAUCUUAUUUAGUAAGCAAAAUUCUAUAUUGUAUUAUGCUAUUAGUUUAUAUAAUUAAAUUUAAAACUAAACUGCGGGGCUACCGUAAAACAAAAAAGGAAGCACGUCAUUGCGUCCACAUGUUUUCUUUUCUUACAGGAUGCUUACGUAUUUGUAUGUUUCGUGGUAUGCCUUCUGUAACGCAUGUGAGAUCAUAAAGAAAAACUGCAAAAAAAAUAUUUUAUUAAUAUCAAUUUUGUGUACUUAUUAGCUAGUAGAUUGUUUUUUUUUUACUAAUUUGUAUUAUUUAAAAUAUAAAUGCCCGUACUGUCAAACUACAGAGUUUUUAUAGCACUGCUAUAACCGUACUGUCCUGUAAAGUGUUAAUGAUGCAUUUUUGAGUCUUUACGUGUUUGCAACAGCGAUGUUUUAUCUAAUACUUUAAGGUAUAUAAAGGAAUAUCAAUUUAAUUAAGUAGUUUCAGAUUUGAAUUUAUAUUUCAUCAAAAUAGAGGAAGGGCGAGGUUAUUCAUAUAAACUUCUCUAUUUCAUCUGGAAGAUGGGUUUACGACCAGUAUUUUCACAAUUUCUUCCCGUUAUUACUGGGAGUAAACCCAUUUAAUUUCAACCUCGGUUGCUUCCCCCGCCGCUAAACGUCGGAGCCCAUGGUCCGCUAUCUAUUCGAUGAUCUUGACCUUUGUACAAAACUCACUAAAAAUUUAGUACAUAUUUAGAUGAUAUAUUUUUUGCAUGAAUUUACAAUUUUAAUUCUUAAUGUUUGCGGUAAUAGAAAAUCCUACAUUCAUUAAGUACCUAAUUAACCUGAUUUUCCUUUUUGUACAUUUUUUUUUUUACUUUUGUGAAUUUUAAUUUUUACUCAUAUCAAACAAUGUCAUGCAAUGAGUAGAAAUAAAAUUAUUUUUUAAAAAAAUCUCAAUUUGCCAAUUUAGCAUAAAAAUUGUUAUAUUGAUGUUUUUUAAUGUUCUGCUCAUUAUUAGUACCUAUACCUAAUUUAUACGAAAAUGUGUUUUUGAAAAACACCUCACGUCCUUCAUAUUUAAGAUUAAUGAAAUAAUACGCUUUCUGUAGAUUUAGUGACAAAUAAAAAUAUGAAUUUA
Plodia interpunctella (Indianmeal moth) is the source of this 2872-nucleotide messenger RNA. RefSeq lists its product as uncharacterized. Gene Ontology annotation, molecular function: cyclin-dependent protein serine/threonine kinase inhibitor activity. The record is from RefSeq and is a predicted model, not a curated record. Gene Ontology annotation, cellular component: nucleus. The transcript has 2 exons. Bases 276 to 797 code for a protein of 173 amino acids. Gene Ontology annotation, biological process: regulation of cell cycle. NCBI's taxonomy places the organism in Eukaryota, Metazoa, Arthropoda, Insecta, Lepidoptera, Pyralidae.